AUGGAGAGACGCUGUGCAGUGGUUUCCUGUUUGCUGCUGACGGUCGCUGCGGCGACGGCCCAGACAGGUGGGACUCAGAUCAACGAACGUCUGCUGCCUCAGUGGCUCACCGGCAUCAUCGCCGUCUCCGUCUUCCUCUUCCUCGCCUUCGUCACCUUCCUGGUGAACAAGGCGUGGUGCGGGCGCUCCAGCAGGAGCAGCACUGUGGAGGAGCCCGAGAGAGAAAAUGAACUCGUCAUGACCAACGGAAACACCUACAGCACCACCCUGGACGUGGUCAGGAGCAAAGAAGACAUGAACGCCUACGACAACCUGGUGAUUGACAGCACUGACGACAGAGUUACCCCCAUGUGACAUCCUGCACUGAUCCUAUUGGCUGUCUGAACGAUGUCAUCACCAACUCUGGACACUAAACACACACAGGAAGUCUUCAUACAGAAAGAAGAGGAUGGUGAUUUGUUUUGUCGUACCUGUUGGCCCAGGCGGGUGGAGCUUAC
Messenger RNA from Chelmon rostratus (copperband butterflyfish), 497 nucleotides. It is a transcript of the gene pdzk1ip1, whose product is annotated as PDZK1 interacting protein 1. The transcript has 4 exons. The record is from RefSeq and is a predicted model, not a curated record. Bases 1 to 354 code for a protein of 117 amino acids. Lineage: Eukaryota; Metazoa; Chordata; Actinopteri; Chaetodontiformes; Chaetodontidae.